This is a messenger RNA of Camelina sativa (false flax), 909 nucleotides long. The record is from RefSeq and is a predicted model, not a curated record. NCBI's taxonomy places the organism in Eukaryota, Viridiplantae, Streptophyta, Magnoliopsida, Brassicales, Brassicaceae.
AAGAUUUGCUUCUGCUGAAUCCGGAUGGCGACAAUAUAGAGAGACUUUUACCAUUAAUGUGCCUUCCCUUCAGCAUUUAACCUUUAGUACAGAUGUGAUAUCUAAUAAGCUGUUUGUUUGUGAUACAUUGUCAUUCUUUGAAAGAGUUGCAAGUGGGAAAUGACUAUGGUGAAGUACAUUUUAUUGGUGAUAUAAUGCCCGAGCUUGUGAAGGCAAAUUUUUGGAUUUGUGAUAGCAAUGUUUUCAAGUCUCUUACCUCUGUCAAACUUCUUCGUCUGACCUUUCCAGACUAUAAGGCCCCGUAUCAUUGUGGUACCAUUUUCUCUCAGCAGCUUGUGUGUUUGGAGUUCUGCGGACGAUGUUACAACUGGUGGAAUUUGCUUGUAAAUGUGCUCCAACAUUCCCCUAGACUACAGAUUCUCACGUUAGAAGAUUGUUAUAGUGAGAAUGUGUGGGGAGAUAGGGAAUUUUGGAUUCAGCCGAGUUGUGCUCCUGAAUGUUUGUACCAUCUCAAAACCUUUGAGUGGAUAAUGUAUCAAGGAAGUCCAAUACAAAAAGCCAGUUAUAUUCUGAAGAACGCAAGGCGAUUAGUUACUGCAACUGUCUCCCUUGACCCAAAAAUGGUAAGCGAACAGGCGUUUGAGGAAUUGGAAUAUGAAACCAGGGGUUCAAGAGCAUGUGAGCUUACAUUGUGCUCAACUGAGGAGUAACUGUUGAAUGUGUGGCCUUAUAUCAGAAGCCAUUAUAGCUUCUGAUCCUUAGCUUAUCUUCUUGUGGUUUGUGAUAUAUCAAGAACUAGUUGUUUUGUUAGGGAUCUUCUCUCUUAUUUGCUCGCCAUUAUAGCUUCUGAUCCUUGCUUAUAUCUCUGCAAUUCCCAAUUUCAACAAUCAUUAUUGUUUUGUUAAGUUA